Molecule: messenger RNA, 792 nt
Organism: Prorocentrum cordatum
Lineage: Eukaryota; Dinophyceae; Prorocentrales; Prorocentraceae
Source: the annotation of a GenBank genome assembly
AUGGCAAUUUCCGGCAUCGUUGGGAUCACCUGCUGCGGGGUGGUGGGCCUUCUGAUCAGCGCCAUGCGCGCCGCUGUGGACGAAGGGCUGGCGUGGGAAGUGCGCUGGGUCUGCUCUGCGGCCGCGCUGGUCGUGGCGAACGUGCUGCUGACGGGCGUGGAGGGCUUUCUCACCUCGUCAUCCAACAGCAACGUCUCCGAUGGUGCCUUGUGGUACGCCGCUGCCUCGGCCCACGCCAUCAAUAACGCCUUCAACUGCCUGCAGGUGGCCUUCCUCUCCCGUCUCUCCGGGCCGCGGUCGUUCCGGCGGCUAGCGGUGGACGCUUUCGAGAGGAUCAACCCCUACACCUCUUCGGAGCUGCAGUGUCGCUACCUGGAGUUUCUGGUCUACCUGGACGAUGCCCAGGUAAAGAGGGUCCGAUGCAGCUAUCUUCGGCACCUCAGAGGAAUGGGCUCCACGAUGGUGCGCUGCCAGGAGGUGCCCGUUGCAGAGGCGUACGUUGGCAGCGAGGGUUUACCCAAUUCUAGGGACGAGCCCAAGCAUCGGUAUGUUGUCUCGCACCCUUGGAUCUCAAAGGAGCAUCCCGACCCCAACGGGGUGCAGUUGUGGGCUCUAGUCGAGCAGCUGGACCUGAUGGAAGCUUCCGACUCCGAUGCUGUGUUCAUCGAUUUUAUGGGCUGCCGCAGCACGACCUCCAGGACCAGGACCUACAGCGUCUGGAGCUCGAGGGGGCGUGGCCGAAUCCUGGGGGGCACCGGUCUGUCCGCAGCGAGGCCGAGGAGGUGCUGUUGA